This is a messenger RNA of Formica exsecta, 3431 nucleotides long. RefSeq lists its product as uncharacterized. The record is from RefSeq and is a predicted model, not a curated record. The transcript has 3 exons. The annotation marks the transcript as partial. Lineage: Eukaryota; Metazoa; Arthropoda; Insecta; Hymenoptera; Formicidae.
AUUAAAAGUUAUUUUUAUGCCAAUUGUAAAACAUCUUGCAGAUGUUCAAGAACAGAAUAUUGUUGCACUUUUGGUUGUUGUGUGUCACCUGGACUCCAUUUCCAUCAUUUAUGGUACUACUGGAUUCUGGUUAUAAUCAUGUUCCUUGUGUGUUCCGGUGGUGGCUGGUGGUAUCGAUACUGGUUGCAGGGCAGAUAUAGAGCAGCAGCUUCAGCUAUUCCAACUCGAUCUUUCUAUCCUAGAUCUCAAAAUUCUCUUCGUAAUACAUCUUGCCGAGCGCAGCAAGCUCGUAUUACAUACAAUUCAGCAAGAAAUACCGUCCUAUUGCAUCGUAUGUGGAAAGGUCCUCAAAGAAAUACAGCAGCGUCAACAUAUAACGGUAAUGCAACUACUUCAACGCACUAUCAGAAUAUGAAUGUAGUGUUAAACAAUAGCAGUUGUCCUUACUAUCAAUUAUACGGUCCACCACCAAGUUAUGAGACAGUGAUAGCACAGACGCGCGGCAAGAUUUCCAAUCCAGCGUCACCGGAGUCUUCUGCGCGAUUGAAUCUACAAACGGCGAACGUGAUACCAAAUCCGAGUGUAUCGCAGUGUUUCUUCUAUACUUGCAAUUCUCCAGCUAGAUUGGUAGACGGUAAUUCCAGUCAAAGUGAUAACGCGACUUCCCACCAGCUUGACAAUCACGAGAAUGUUCCGUUCGCGCAUUUCUCGCAAUAUUGUGUAGCGAAUGGCGCUAUUAGUCAAAAUAUGUGCGUUCCUUUGGAGUAUCCACAAGAAUCGAUCGCUUCUGGAGGAAGCAAUUUUAGUCCUAGUUAUCAGAAUAGUUCACAACGGCUGCCAGGAUAUUCAACGGACAGAUCGGCCGAUAUCUCGAAUGCGGAAAACGCAACUCAUGGUUACGAAGUUCAGAAUGCAGAAGGAUGUGCAAUGCUCGAUAUCGAUACUGCUACUGGCAGCUACAGAGAACACAGUCCAUGGCAUGGAAAUGAUCGAUCUGUAUUGAAAGUCCACGGCAAGAUUACCGUGCAGGAUGAAAAUUGUGCGUCUCACCAAAGAUGUGCGACAAUCGCAAAGAUGCGUGUUUCCUCGCCUAAAUCAGAGGGGAGCGGAAGCGAGAACGACCUGAAGCGUAUAUAUCCCGUGAUCUCUACGGCACAAAGAAACUUAUCGAAACAACGUCCGGAUUACGGUGGUUUUGUGCGAUUACCGCAUAAUCACACUGGAGAUGUCAUUUAUCAAGGCAGCAGCUUCCAAAGAAUUUCCUUCAAAGAUUCACCGAGCUCUCAACGGUGCGCUUUUAAUUCCAAUCGAAUGGCAGCUUCCGAGAACGCACUUUGUAACACGAAUUCUCCGGGACAAGCGGUAGAGGUUGUUGCGAGUUCUUCUCAAUCAAAUCCAUCCAAUAAUGUGAUAUUAGAAUCUUUUAUUUUUGAAAAUGCGCAAUUGCCUCCGAGUGAAAACGUCGAAAGGGCGCGUGAUCUUCGUACAAUGAAUCGGAGUACAAACUUUGAUCUUGAAAGUAAACACAAAUUAAACAGAUCGAAGUCGCUAGACUGAGUAUAAAUCGAAAUCCUUAUCAUUGUAUUAAGCGAUACUUAUAUUCUUGUCCCUCUGUUAUUCGCGCGUAACUUAUAUAGCAAUACAAACAUAACCGUUCGUUAUCGAGAAUCACAUUAGAAUAAUCUUCACCUUCCGAAUAUCGUGAUAAAAAACGAGGAUUCUAUUUUAUUAAAAGUAAUGCAAUAUAUUAUUUUCUUUAACACGUAUGUGUGUAAUUAAUAGUAUAUUUAAUACAAUAAUAUUCCAUAUUUACCGACUUUAUAUUAUUGUUUCGCGUUACUUUAUUGCAUCUUUAAUUUUCGAAUGUGAUGAUUAAAUCUUGUGAGAUGUAUAUAUCAUCCACUAUUCUCUCGCGCAGAAUUAGCGAAUAUAAUAUUAGACAUUAGACUUAAAUCGCACUCUUGCAAUAUUUUUUGCAAAUAAUACCGCAACUCCAAAGCUAAACUAUUUUUUGAUUACCUAUUGUGAUAUUAAAUAUUAUCUAAGUGUAAUAGAUGAUAGUGUGUUCUUACAUACACUGACAAAGCGUUAUUUCUGGUAUCUGCGACACACUGCCAUGAGAAAAUCUUUUUCAACAUUUCAUUAGACACUGAUCUAAUUUUUAUUCCUGCACUAUAUUUAACGUAAUUUAAGAUUUUGGAACGGUUCGAACAGUAUUUCAGGAACGUUGUACUUCCACAGUCAGCGGACCAAUUUAAUCCACUUACGCAUAAAAAAGAAUAUCAAUCAUUAUAUUUCAUUUGUCUAUAUCGUAACGAUAUGUAAGCAAAUAAUCAUCGCACAUUUUUUUAAAUCCUCGGAUGGAAACGCACUUAUGAACAAAGUCUUUACAGAAGAGACUAAGGUCUUAAAAAAAAAAAAAAGAAAAAAAAAAGGAAAAUAACAUAAGAUUUAUUUUUUAAAUAUUAUAAUAUAAAUUUCGACGUAUUUUUUGUAACGAUAUUGAUAUCGAACUUGACAAUGCCGAAAUAGUCUCAUUUUUCGAGCUGUAUUUCAAGCCGGUCAAGGCAGUCCUCUAUAUAUAUUUAAGCUUCUAUCACAAAUAUAUGUGCACAUUAAUAUUAUCUCGAUAUUAAAAAGUGCGUAAAGUUAAUUACUACACAUUGCACACGUAUUUAAGGAUAAGGUAUACAUAGUUAUCCAAGACAAUUAUAUAGUUUGUUCACGAUUAAAACAGGAAUAUACUGCUGUAAUAAAAAUGCGACCGCAUAAAAAUAUAAAAAGCUGAAAGUGAAAUUCGUUCAAAAUUGAACAUUAGAAAAGCACAUAUAUAUAGCGAAAACAAUUUAUUAUUGGAUUUGGCUUACAAAUACGCUAUCGUGUUUAUAUGUAAUUUGUUAAUUUUGUUGUUUUAAAUGUGUUUAAAAUUAACAAUGUGUUUAAUAUAACAAGAGAGUGUUUAAAAUUUUUCCUUUCUUCAAUUUUUCUGCACAUAUAAUAUGCAAAAAGAAAAACUAUCGUGCUGUGACAUGAAUGACAUUUAAUUUAUAAUAUUUUGAUCAAUCGUGGCAAUAUAUAUUAAUUGUAAUGGUCGAAUUAUAUUGUUUAGAUAAAUUAGAUUAAGUCAUUGGUUUAUACGCGCUACACUUCUUCGGAUAUUUUAAGGUCGCAGAAUACUACGUCGAAUGCGCUUAUUCUUCAAUUUAGAUUCUUGAAUUAUAAUAACGGUCCAAGAAACACGUAUGUGCCAAUAGCGACAAGUCCGUUAGAUAAGCUGGAGUAUUGGAUAAGCGAGACGCAGUCUCGUAGCCAAGGAGAUCUUACUUUAAAAUGCAAAACAAAAUAAAUAUAUACACAAUAUGUAUAUACACAAUUAUUUUUUGUAACCGAUCCUAAUUAAUAAAUGGAGGCUGUUUAAGGAGUUCACAUGA